CAUUGAUGAUGGGGGCUUCAAGGGAGGAAUGAAGAAAAUCAACGAAGACGAAAACGGACAUGAUAUCGAAGCAGAGUUUUCGUGGUGGAGUCCGAAGUUUUCGGAGAACGAAAUCGAUCGUGUACGUGAUACCCUGCGUGCAGCCAUAGAGCCUUUUCUUGGUAAAGAAAAUGAUAAAGAAGAAGUCGUAAGUCAAUUCGCUAAGUCUCACGCCUUCAUACCAAGUUCGGAGCGGUAUGGAAGUUCCUAUUUCCAGUAUGGCUUUGAAACGUUAUGUCAACGUUAUGCUGAAAAAUACCGUAAGAUUGGUGAGGAAAAUUCGAUUCAAUUCAAGAUAUUAGGAACAUACAUUUACAAGAAAGAGAUCAUGCAUGCUGUUCUUGUUUGUAGCGACAAAGAUGAACAGUUUUCGGAUUACCCCGACGUCGCUGAUGAUGAUAAUGAUGAUGGCAACAACGAGGGGGUAGUAACGCGCGACUACGAUGGCAACUGGGUUUGGAAGCCCCAAGCAACCGCUACAGAAAUUGUACGUCUUCCAGAUUGGUUGCAAAGCUUUCCCAUAUACCGUAGAUGGGAACAUUUAGCUUUUGCAUUUUAUACACCCAAUGGGGUCUUCAAACUCCCUGACUUAGAAGAACAUCGCUUUGUGUUAACGUGAGUUGCCGGCUUCUUUUAAGAGAAGAGCUUUACGAACUGUAAUAAAACCUUUGGAUGGGUUUAGUUUUAGCGUGGUUUGCUAUAAGCUCGACACGUAAGCAUUUCGCACGAGUUUUCCGUUUCUCAGGCUGGGAAAAGGAAUGGCAAGGACUGUCGAAGAGGUUUUCUUUCGUAAUCAGCAGAGACUUGCGUUUCUAUGUCUCUGAGUAAUUUAACUUAAAUAUUUCGAUCGCUGCUCGUGUCUAGUAGGGGAAGCAACAACAAUUAUUCGCAUGAGUGUUUUAACUAGGUAUCAGUUUUAGU
This is a messenger RNA of Pocillopora verrucosa, 960 nucleotides long. RefSeq lists its product as uncharacterized. Lineage: Eukaryota; Metazoa; Cnidaria; Anthozoa; Scleractinia; Pocilloporidae. The record is from RefSeq and is a predicted model, not a curated record.